AACAUAGGGGAAGGGGGCAAGCAAUAGGUAGCCCCAUAUAAUUAUGGAAUUGGGGCCAGCUUUUGUUCAUUACUAAAGUUUUGCUUGUCCACCACCUCCAUCUUUUCUUCUCUCAUCUCAUCUCUUCUCUUCUCUCGUGCACUGCUACUAGGAGAGAGGGAAGAGGAGAGGGAGAGAGACGGCCAUGAUUUCAGCUCAGGCUCUUCCUCUCUCCCCAAACACUUCCCGAUAGAUUCCAUCCCCUGUCUAUCAUCCUGGGUAUCCACCCCCUUUUCCUCUUCUUAAUUGCAAAGGUUUCUGCAGGAUAACAUUUGUUUGGGGACGAGAUUCAGAGAGGUGGAUUUUACCUCUCGUUAUCUAGAACACUGGCUACUAGCUCUGGCGUGUGAGCCGGGUGAAGAAGAAUCAACAAGAGUUCAAAAGAGAUGGAAGGCGACAGCUUCUCCGGGAUGGGCAAUGGCGGCGGCGGCGGCGCCGGGGGCCAUCACCAGCAGGUGGUGGACGGGAAGCUGAUCCAGACGUUCCACAAGAGCUUCGUGCAGGUGCAGAGCAUCCUGGACCAGAACCGGAUGCUCAUCAGCGAGAUCAACCAGAACCACGAGUCCCGUGCGCCCGACAGCCUCACCCGCAACGUCGGCCUCAUCCGGGAGCUCAACAACAACAUCCGCCGCGUCGUCGGCCUCUACGCCGACCUCUCUGCCUCCUUCGCGCACCGCGGCGGCAUGGACGGCGGCUCCUCGGAGGGCGACUCCUCGGGUACGCUACGCUCCCCAGACGCCGCCGCGCGCGCUGCCGCCGGACAGAAGCGCGUCCGGCCUGGCUAACUUCUUGGCAUCGUCUCCGAUGCUGUGUGUAGUACCAGCUAGCAAGGCAGCUCCAGGAUGUGAGUUACUACUUAAAUACUAGGCUAGUUCUUGUUCCUUGGUUAAUCUCUUGCUGUUCUUCUCCUCCUCCAUUGCUACAAAGUACUUCCUGAUGAUGAGAUAAAGAGAACUUUUCGUGUACAAGUUCAUGUGACGAUGUGAAAGAAACAGCACUGUAGAAGCAGCAGUAGUUAUUGAUAAUCUGCUCAUAUUUGUCAGCCUUUA
This is a messenger RNA of Lolium rigidum, 1088 nucleotides long. Its product is annotated as protein ELF4-LIKE 4-like. Gene Ontology annotation, biological process: entrainment of circadian clock; positive regulation of circadian rhythm. Lineage: Eukaryota; Viridiplantae; Streptophyta; Magnoliopsida; Poales; Poaceae. The record is from RefSeq and is a predicted model, not a curated record. The transcript has 3 exons. Bases 426 to 824 code for a protein of 132 amino acids.